AAUAAAAGACAUUCAACAUUUUCUUUUAAAUAACUGGUCCUAUGCCAAUGUAUUUCCCUUCCUGGUUGAACUGACAAACAACAAUGAAGAAGUUGAAUCGCCGGCCAUGUCUCUUGAUUUCUGUCCACUUCCUCACCUUAGGCUUUAUGAUAGAAGGAAAUGUGUUCACUAGUUGUGACUUUGAGGAUGGAUUUUGUGGCUGGACCAACCGGAACUGGAGAAGAACCGAAUUUGAUUCACCCUUGAAAAGCACGGGCCCUGAGAGCGCCUAUCAUGGACAUUAUUAUAUAUACUCACACGGUGGCGAGAUAGGCCAUAACGUCACGGCGACUCUUGAGAGCAAUGGCAUUCCACCUUCCAAAUAUUGUUUGCUCUUUAACUACCAUAUGCAGGGAUUGCAUAUAGAGAAACUAGAAGUGAAAUUAAACGACCAAUCAACGGCCAUCUGGUAUCGAAAUGCAGACCAGGGGCCGAAGUGGAACUGUGCCACCAUUAAUGUAACCAUUGAUCAUCCAGAAAGUCGCAUACGAUUUAUAAGCAGAACAGGGAAAACAAAAAGUUCAUUGCAAGACAUAAUCGGAUUGGACAAUAUCAAACUGGUGUCUGGCGUUUGUAAUUUACUAGAUUGUGACUCAUCAUUCAACGUAACGUCAACAACGACACGACAACAACCAAUAUCAUCAACGACAACGGAUUCAGUGAUCCAAGUACAGGAGUCGACGGAGACUGAAUCAUCGUGGUUUAAAAGGAACUUGCCCUAUUUUGUUGGAGUGCCCGUGGCAGUUUUUCUCGUUUCUUUUGUCGUUAUCGGCGCCUGUAUUUUCCAUUCUCAUAAGGAAAGUUCCAGACGGUUGCCUGCUGGAAUCAUGCGUGGUCCAUACAGAGCCGAUGGACUAAAUGACAGAUACCGAGAUGAUCCCACCAAUCAUCGGGAUACAGGACAUGAACUGUACUAUUCUGAGCCGGACACGGACACUUACGAUUAUGUAGACGUCGUUCGAGACCCAGACAGUCUCUAUCUGGACGUUAUACCCGACUCAUCGGGUGCAGACUGUGUUCAAAAUGGCAGUCAUCCGGCAGAUGUAUCUCCAAAACCAGGAGACUAUUAUAACGAUGAGAGUCCGUAUUGUGAACCAGUUAAAGCAACACAAGAUAAAUAAC
Messenger RNA from Magallana angulata, 1161 nucleotides. RefSeq names its product MAM and LDL-receptor class A domain-containing protein 2-like. The transcript has 7 exons. The record is from RefSeq and is a predicted model, not a curated record. Gene Ontology annotation, cellular component: membrane. The coding region runs from base 84 to 1160 and encodes 358 amino acids. Lineage: Eukaryota; Metazoa; Mollusca; Bivalvia; Ostreida; Ostreidae.